This is a messenger RNA of Paramecium pentaurelia, 1483 nucleotides long. Lineage: Eukaryota; Ciliophora; Oligohymenophorea; Peniculida; Parameciidae. The record is from the annotation of a GenBank genome assembly.
AUGAUAUUUUUAUUAUGCAUAUCAGCUGUUUUAGCAAACUUUAAUACUUAGUAUGUAACUGAUCAAUUGGAAAUUUAACAAACAAAUUUGAAUAGUUCCAAAACUUAUUUGUUGUCCAUGAUAAUUACUCAAUUACCAAUAAAUAAUUAUUGUUUACCAUUGCUAUAAAUCAUCAUAAAUAAUUAAACUUAUAAUGAUUCAUUAGCUUAUUCAAUUAAAGCUAAUAUUCAGAAAGUAUAUUUUGAUUAAACUGAAAAUAUUACUAUCAAAGUUAGUUGUAAUUUAUUAGAGUACUUUUAAAAUCAAAAAAACAUCAAUAAAACAAUGCAUUUUAAUUUGACUCUAAAUGAAGCUGUAAAUCUAAUUUCAAUUUUAGAAAUAACAUAUUUAAUCACCUUGUUAAUUCCCUCAUUAUGGAUAGAAUUGCAGUCUUUCAAUUUAACAAAUCUAAAAAGAAUUUUCUGUAACAAUUCUAAUUUUGAACAAUACCUGGUUUUAUGCUUAUACUAUUCUUGAUAAUAACAAUUAUGAAGUAAUUAAUAUUAUAAUAAUUUACUAGGUUUAUGUUUAAAAUGGAGAAUCCUUAUUUGGUAUUUCUAUCAUUUCAUUUAAUAAAGUUAAUGUAACUAGACUUCCAUCAUUUCUAUAAAAUUUUGUUGUUUUAAAUACUGAUAAUAAUGAAAAUUAAAUUUCCUUAUCUUAAACAGAAGAUAGUUAGGAUAGUAUAUAUAUAAUUGGAUUGUAUAAUUUCAAUUCCACUUAAAUUCAAGAAAUUACAAUUACAAUUACGUACAUAUAAUAAAUAAUAAAUAUAGAUGUCCUUUUUAAAAUGAAGAAUUUCCAUUUUGGGCUACUAUUCUUUUGAUUUCUAUAGUAAUUUUUGGUCUAUUACUUUUUCUAAUAAUAUUAUGUCAUUAUAGAAGAUAAUACAAAAAAAUUACUUAAAUUAAACCAGUUUUGGAUAGAAAAGUAUUAAAAAAAUAUAUGCCAACUAAAAAAGUGGAUUCUAAAAUGAGUUCUGAUACUUGUUCAGUUUGUUUAGUUUAAUUUGAAUUAAAAGAGAAAUAUUGUUAAACUCCUUGCAAUCAUUAUUUUCACGAACAAUGUUUAUAUGAUUGGUAUACUAAUAUUCUAUUAAAGGACAACAAAAUAAGCUAAUUGUCCAGUUUGUAGAUAAGGUUUAUUAGAAAAUGAAAUUAAUCAAUUAUAAGAGGUUAAGAAAAACAGAAAUCUAUAAGCAGAAUAGUUAAAUAAUUAGGAAUCUAUAAAAUCAAAGGAGGAUCCACCAUCACAAACUUACAGGGAUUUACCAUUUCUAUAAUUAUCAUCUUCUCCUUUUAGAACUUAGUGUAAAAUAGAAUUAGAUUGCUCUCCUUAAGGAGAACAUUCACCUUAAAUAAUUUAAUUUGAUGGAUCUCCUCAAAAUCUAACAAAUCGAAAUCUGUAUUUUUAAUCAGAUGGCAUUGUAGAAUCAUAAAAUUGA